UACUUUAGCCUAGCUAAAAUGGCGGACCUCUGACAGGGGUCGCGUUUGGUAACUUGACACAUUUUCAUCACUUUGAAGCAGUUUAUUCACUCUAUUGUAGUCUUUAUCUGUCAGUCAUGAUCACACACAUGGCUUUGCGAACCGUUCUUAAAUCUUCCGCAGGCGUUUUGCGGGAAAGCGGGGCUGUUUGCGCCGCUCUGUCAGCGCAGUCCCGGACAUGCAGCUCGGCUUUAAUGUCAGGACUGAAAGUCAAGUCAAAUGUUGCAGGAAGCUUUGCUCUUCAAUCUCCAGUGAGACAUUAUGCCCGGGCUGCAAAGAGAGGGACACCUGGUCCUCAGAGUCAGCUCAGUGAUCUGCCUUCAACGAUGCUGAAGAUGGAUUAUGCAGCUGUGCCCUUCGCUCAAACGACUGAUGACAUUGUGAAAAGACUUCUGUCACUGGAGUUAGCAAGUCAUAGUGAAAAGCUCCAGCUGAAAAAGGAACAGCUGAUUGCAAAAGUCCAGAGGGAUGAAAAUGACCGAAGCUCAGAGGAAGUGAGAGUGGCUAUCUUAACAGCAAGGAUCCGAAACUAUCAGGAACAUCUGCAAAAACAUCGCAAGGACAAAGCUAAUAAGAGGCGGAUGCUCAUGGCCAUUGACAAAAGGAAAAAGAUGUUGAAACACCUUCGGCUGGUUCGCUACGAUUCCUUUGAAAGGGUGUGUGAGCAGCUGGGCAUCACCUAUACCUUCCCUCCUGCGUACUACAGAAGGGCCACUCGGCGCUGGCUGGCCAAGAAGGCCUUCUGUUUGAAGGUCUUUAAAGAAGUGCAGAAACAGAAAGCAGAGCAGAGGAGGCUGAGGAAAGGCCAGGCAACAAACACUCAGACCCAAUAAAAGACAACAUACAAUAAAUUAUAGCAGUUUUUUUUUGUUUUGUUAUUGUACAGAACAGCUUUGUUUUUACAUUCUACACUGUUGUACUGUGAUGUGUGGAAAAAAUUGCUCCUUUGUUUUACUGUCAUUAAACCGCUUUGCUUUAUGCAGAGAAUGUGUGAUGAAUGAAAUAAAUCAUUACAGGAAGUGA
Messenger RNA from Sphaeramia orbicularis (orbiculate cardinalfish), 1062 nucleotides. It is a transcript of the gene mrps15, whose product is annotated as mitochondrial ribosomal protein S15. Lineage: Eukaryota; Metazoa; Chordata; Actinopteri; Kurtiformes; Apogonidae. Gene Ontology annotation, cellular component: ribosome; mitochondrial small ribosomal subunit. The transcript is spliced from 8 exons. Gene Ontology annotation, biological process: mitochondrial translation. Gene Ontology annotation, molecular function: structural constituent of ribosome; RNA binding. The record is from RefSeq and is a predicted model, not a curated record. Bases 117 to 872 code for a protein of 251 amino acids.